Macadamia integrifolia is the source of this 486-nucleotide messenger RNA. RefSeq names its product mannose-specific lectin-like. Bases 1 to 486 code for a protein of 161 amino acids. The transcript has a single exon. NCBI's taxonomy places the organism in Eukaryota, Viridiplantae, Streptophyta, Magnoliopsida, Proteales, Proteaceae. The record is from RefSeq and is a predicted model, not a curated record.
AUGGCUGCCAUUGUUAUCCAAUCAAUCAUUAUUUCUACUCUCCUCUACUUCUUCCUCAGCCUCCUCAUCAAAAGCCCAAUUGGUUGUGAGGCUGAGAACAUCUUAUACACAAACGAAGCUCUCAAUAAUGGCGACUCUCUCCAAUAUGAUAGCUAUAAAUUCAAAAUGCAAAAGGACUGUAACCUGGUCCUCAGUGAUGCCGCCAUAUGGGCCUCUAAUACUGACGAAAAGGGCGAAAAUUGCUAUUGUCGGAUGCAAUCCGAUGGGAAUCUUGUGAUCUAUGAACCAGGUGAACCCGAUCGUGCAAUCUGGGCCACCAACACCUGUCGUGACUCUGGUAACUAUGCUCUUAUACUUCAGGACGGCAACUUAGUUAUCUACGGCAGUUCAAUUUGGGCUACCGGCACCACGGCACAGAAUGGUGCAAUCACUUGGUUGGGGGUAAUCGGGUCAGAUGGACCAAAAGGUAGCAUUUGCACCCGUUAG